Aspergillus welwitschiae is the source of this 752-nucleotide messenger RNA. RefSeq lists its product as uncharacterized. The record is from RefSeq and is a predicted model, not a curated record. The transcript is spliced from 3 exons. NCBI's taxonomy places the organism in Eukaryota, Fungi, Ascomycota, Eurotiomycetes, Eurotiales, Aspergillaceae. Bases 138 to 560 code for a protein of 140 amino acids.
GAAAGAAAGCAGAAGCCCCUGCCAUAUGAAAAGUAAGCAUUUCUUGACUUGUCUGCAUACUGUUCAUAAGAGCUAUAUUGGUGCGCAUAUUAUUGAAUGCACACCGAAGAGCCAGGCUUAGUUGAAAUCCGCACUCAAUGGUUGAUUCCCCAGUGACACGAUCGCACAAAACCAACGAGCCCGAUCAUUCGGCAUUGCACGAAGGGGAAAUUGUUGCUCAAGAGAGUCUUCCCCGCUAUUUUGCCAAGUCAGGACCAGUGGAUGCUGAUCCCCGGAAGACAAAGAAAGAUGGAGGCGGAAAACGAAACUGGGGCCGCUCUGGCGAUGAAGUGCACGACUAUGGCUACAAUUUUACGAACACACGACGCCACUCAAACAGUAGCGCUCAGGGCAUUGCGGACUUCAAGACAAAGUUCGAGGCCGUUGAACCAGAGCCAGUUUUUGAAGAAAACGUGCAUGGGCCCGAUGCCCUUCCUCCGGAUGACGACAUGGUAAGAAAACUUGAUAGCAUCAACAGCGAUAACACCGAAGGUAGUGAAGUCAUUUGGAACAAGCCAUAGCUAUAUCGGGUGAGGUAGCCAGGGAUCAAGAUGAGAUUUGUUCAAGAGUGACUUCACUGAGACAGGGUAAACCAGCAAGAGCUAUGAAAUCCAACGAGAUAGUAGUUUGACUGCGCUGUGCGAUCGAGGUGCCUUGCUCGAACAGAACAAACCCUUAAAUAUGCAGAAACAGAUGCUGCAGCCUCGCCUAAA